CCUUAACUCCAAAAGAUUCUCUUCUAUCUUCACUUGUAACUACUUGCCCUGGGUCUACUAUCUUCUCUCUCUCCCACUACCCAGAUUCACCUCGACAGCGAUAGCGAGCCCCUUUACACAUUUUUCUUCUCCACACAUUUCUUCCACCGCUUAUGCUGUAAUUUAUCCACUGCAUUGUCACAAUCGUUCCCGAGUCGCCGCCUCUCUCUUGGAAUGUCAUGGCUUCUAAUACUGGUCAUGGCAGUUCCCCUUCAACACUGGACCGUCCUAGAACUGAAGAGGGUGACGCAACAAUCAUAAGUAAUGCAUUGACCAGUGUUGCGGGUCAGAACAUUUCGGCUUUCGGCCGUACCGUCUCUGCAACUGCUGGAACUCUCUUUACGGAUCCAGCCGCUCCACCCCAACACUAUGCCGCCGCAAUGUCUGAUAUCUCCAAACAAUUAUCGCACCGCCCUUCUCUCCAGCGCCGCGUGUUUUCGUUUAACAAACGCUCUCCAACGGAGCUUGUGCGGUCGAAACUGUCUACCGCCGAGAUACAAUAUCGAGCGUUAACCUAUCUACCGGAUGAACUGCUCAGGAAUAUCCCCGAUAAUGAGAAUUCCUAUUCCCUCUUUCAGGGCUUUCAGGCCUCCAUGCCCGAGGAGCACCAGAGGGUGGGGAAGAACCACCCACGCAAAGGCUCAAAAAACAAACUUUUGGAAGCCUCGAAUGGAGGCGAACCAGACACACCUCUCGGAAAUCUCAAGCGUGAAAAGUCCACCAUGGCAAGACAGUUGGAGAUGUUAAGCAUCAGGAAAAACAUGGCAUCAUCGGAAAUUAGGGAGAUAGAUAUGAAGAUAUCAAACCUGAAUCAAAUGCGGAACAUCGUCCUGGAUCGAUUGGCAAAAUUGGAGCAGGACGAAGCAGAAGCAGAGCACGAGAUAUUGGUUCUAGAAAAUAAAAUUGAAGACCUCCAAGAAGAACUCGACGAGGAAAAUCAUCACUCCACUGAUCCCGAAUCCGACAACCGUUCCGAAGACUCUACUUUCAUGUCCGAGUCUAUAUAUGGUAAACUAAACACUCCCAAGUCACGAAAACGGAAAUCAUCUCGCCGCAUAUCAAUGCCCGUUCUUCACGAACAUUUGGAGCCCGGUCAGAAUAUCAAGGAAAUCCAGACGCAUGCAGAUAGCAUCACAAGUUUGGAUUUUGAUGUACCUUUCGGCACAUUGGUAACUGCCGCAUUUGACGAUACCAUAAGGGUUUGGGACAUGAACACUGGACGAUGCACGGGGCUGCUUGAAGGCCAUCAAGCCUCUGUGCGAUGCCUGCAGGUUGAGGACAAUAUGGUUGCUACUGGGUCUGUGGAUGCAUCUAUCCGUCUUUGGGAUUUGUCUCGUGCCGAAACUUUACCAUUGGUUCAAGAAUUCGCUCUCCCAUCGUUAUCCGAAUGCUACGUUUUCUCUCUUGAUUCUCAUGUUGACGAGGUUACCGCUCUCUAUUUUCAGGGUGAUACACUGGUUUCUGGUAGUGCGGACAAGACCCUGAGACAGUGGGAUCUCGUCAAGGGAAGGUGUGUCCAGACGUUGGAUGUGCUUUGGGCUGCGGCUCAGAGCAAUAUGGAUGAGGGCAAAUGGAGGAACGGAGCAAGGAGUGCAGGUGGUGUUAGUGGCCACGAGGGGGAUUUUGUUGGCGCGUUGCAAUGCUUUGAUGCCGCUCUUGCUUGUGGAACUGCGGACGGAAUGGUUAGGUUGUGGGACUUGAGGAGUGGACAAGUACAUCGGUCGCUCGUUGGACAUACUGGACCUGUCACAUGUCUCCAGUUUGAUGAUGUGCAUCUUGUUACUGGAUCUCUUGACCGAAGUAUCCGGAUUUGGGAUCUCCGAACCGGCUCGAUAUUUGACGCCUUCGGAUUUGACAAUCCUAUUACAAGUAUGCAAUUCGACUCUCGGCGCAUUGUUUCAGCAGCUGGCGAAACCGUCGCCAAAAUCUACGACAAGGCUGAUGGCCGCCACUGGGACUGUGGAGCUGUAGGUGUCGAUGCCGCAAUCGUGGACAGGGUCAGAGUCAACGACGGAUACCUGGUACAGGGACGGCGAAACGGAACCGUAGGAAUAUGGGCUUGUUGAGGGGGGGAAAAAAGAAGAAACAAAAAAACAAUUGUUUGACGAGAUUAUUGCGAUCAAAAAGGAAAAAAUGAAAAGAAAAUAAUGUUUGCUUGGUAUCCUCGGAAUGUGAAGUUUUGUUGGGCACCUUUUUUUUUCUUUCUCUUUUUCCAUCUCCCUUUGCGAGCCCAUUACAACUUCUCUCCGACCCAAUCGGUUCUUUCUUUUACUUUCUUUUUCUUGCCUUCUCUCGGAAAUGUUCGACGUUUGGAGGGAGGGAAAAACGGGAAAAAAAAAGAAUGUGGCAUGGCAUGGUAUGGUGUGGCCCUGGCCUGCUUCCGUUUGCCAUGGUAGCUACGCUGUGUGAUGCGAAGAUUGACUUGAUGGGGGAGGCAUGAUGUGCGGGUACGGUAUGGUAUUCUAUGAUAUUGUGACGAUUUGUACGGGUACGGGUAUGGGUUCGGCGGAUCGGCAUUGGUGGGACUUUGGGCGGAGAAUAUGGGACGUGAUAGAGAGAGCUUAUUUUUAUCUCCCUAUCUCAUUUCAUUUCCUGAUUCGGUUUCGUUUCGUCCAUGUAACUUCAGUUUUUCCUUUUGUGUCAAACUUGUGUUUGUAGUAAGUUAGACGGGGCUUGAACUAGUGGAAAAUGGGAACGCAACGUUCUGGGGAUAGAAUGGAAAAUGGGGCUCGUGAGCCAUGGGGUGGUGGUAUACCUGCAGGGUAAUUUUAUCACCCUACAAUUCUCUAGCAUUUUGUAUAA
Tuber melanosporum (Perigord truffle) is the source of this 2841-nucleotide messenger RNA. RefSeq lists its product as uncharacterized. The record is from RefSeq and is a predicted model, not a curated record. Gene Ontology annotation, biological process: negative regulation of transcription by RNA polymerase II. Gene Ontology annotation, cellular component: nucleus; transcription repressor complex. Bases 219 to 2105 code for a protein of 628 amino acids. NCBI's taxonomy places the organism in Eukaryota, Fungi, Ascomycota, Pezizomycetes, Pezizales, Tuberaceae. The transcript is spliced from 6 exons. Gene Ontology annotation, molecular function: protein binding.